Molecule: messenger RNA, 4086 nt
Organism: Silurus meridionalis
Lineage: Eukaryota; Metazoa; Chordata; Actinopteri; Siluriformes; Siluridae
Product: NACHT, LRR and PYD domains-containing protein 3-like
Exons: 10
Coding region: 393-3062 (889 amino acids)
Molecular function (GO): protein binding
Source: RefSeq, a predicted model, not a curated record
CCAUAUUAUCGCAGAUUAUCAUUUAUCAUAUUAAUAUUUAACCACUGAACUGCUUUCGAUUAGAUGUAAUGUAGGUAUCUGAGACUUUGACCUUCACAGCCUGUAAACAACGAGGAGCUUCAGGAGGAGCUGCAGUGCUGAGUGCCGUGUAUUGAGUGCUGUACAACACACCUGAGGAGGAACACAAUCUACUUAGAAAAGACAAAAACCUCCAAAAUGAGUCUGGGUGAAAAGCACAGGGAGAAGACCAAUGAGAGUUGGAUAAGGAAGAAAAGAUCACACUCACCUGAACCCAGCUGUGUGUCCAUCAAGAGCCACAGGUCGAUGACACAACCAACAAACUUCACAACCUUUACUGAACUCAGGAGCUGGAACACAAAGUCAUCACUUUGAUGAAGAAUGAAUUGAACAGGUUCAGGAAACUCCUCAGUCCAGAUUACCCAGCAUGCACUGAGAGGGAGGUGUGGGAUGACAAGGGUCACCACAGUGUCAGAGAGGAAGCACUGAAGAUCACGCUGCACGUCCUGAACAACAUGAACCACACAGAUCUCGCUAAAACAUUACACAAUAAUGUGCUGCUCUCUGUGUAUCAGGACAAACUCCAAUCCAAGCUUGUGGAGAAGUCUAAAAGAAUUAAUGAAGGAAUCUCACAGCAUGGAAGUUCAGCACUUCUGAAUGAGAUCUACACAGAGCUCUACAUCACAGAGGGUUGGAGUGGAGACGUCAAUAAUGAACAUGAGGUGAGACAGAUUGAGACAGUGUCCAGGAGACCAGCAACACAGGAGACACCCAUCAAAUGUAACGAUCUCUUUAAAGACAAGUCCAUCAGAAGUGUGCUGACUAAAGGAGUUGCUGGAAUUGGAAAAACAGUCUCUGUGCAGAAGUUCAUUCUGGACUGGGCUGAAGGAAAAGCAAAUCAGGACAUCACCUUCAUGUUUCCACUUCCCUUCAGAGAGCUCAAUCUGAUGAAGCAGAAACAUCUCAGUCUGAUGGAUCUUCUUCAUCACUUUUUUCCAGAAAUGAAAGAAUUAAAUUUAAUAGACUGUAACUUCUACAAAAUGGUGUUGAUCUUUGAUGGUCUGGAUGAAUGUCGACUUCCUCUAAAUUUCCAGAACAAUGAGAGAUUGUGUGAUGUGACAGAAUCAGCCUCAGUGGAUGUGCUGCUGACGAACCUCAUCAAGGGGAAUCUGCUUCCCUCUGCUCUCCUCUGGAUCACCUCUCGACCAGGAGCAGCCAAUCAGAUCCCUCCUGAGUGUGUGGACCAGGUAACAGAGGUACGGGGGUUCAGUGAUCCUCAGAAAGAGGAAUACUUCAAGAGAAGGAUCAGUGAUCAGCGGCUGGCCAAUAAAAUUAUUAGAAACAUGCAGUCUUCAAAAAGCCUCUACAUCAUGUGUCAUAUUCCAGUCUUCUGCUGGAUCUCAGCCACUGUUCUAGAGAGAAUGUUGGGUGAAGCAGAGAGUGGAGAGAUCCCCAAGACUCUGACUCAAAUGUUCACACACUUCCUGAUUUUUCAGAUCAAACACAGAAACCAAAAGUACCAUAAAAAUUGUGAUCCUGAUCCUCAGCAGAGUAUCCUGGCACUGGGAAAACUGGCUUUCCAGCAGCUGGAGAAAGGAAACCUGAUCUUCUAUGAGGAAGACCUGAGAGAGUGUGGCAUUGAUGUCAGAGAAGCGUCCGUCUACUCAGGAGUGUGCACUCAGAUCUUCAGAGAGGAGUUUGGGCUUCACCUGGGAAAGGUGUUCAGCUUUGUACAUCUGAGUGUUCAAGAGUUUCUGGCUGCUUUAUACGUGUUUCUCAACUUUGUCUUGAAAAACAGAAAUCUUCUAAGGGACCAAAACCCUGGAAUGUUACCUCUCUUAAGAAAGCAACCCAUGUCUGCUCUCCUGAAGAGUGCAGUGGACAAGGCCUUACAGAGUGAGAAUGGACACCUGGACCUGUUCCUCCGUUUCCUUCUGAGUCUCUCACUGGAGUCCAAUCAGACUCUCUUAAGAGAACUUCUGCCCCAAACAGAAAGCAGUUCUCACAGCAAAGAGGAAACAGUUGAGUACAUAAAGGACAAGAUCAGGGAAAAUCCAUCUCCAGAAAAAUCCAUCAAUUUAUUUCACUGUCUGAAUGAACUGAACGAUGAUUCUCUAGUGCAGGAAGUGCAAACUUACCUGAAUAGAGGGGACUACAGUUGUCUUAGUAGAACCCGACUCUCUCCUGCUCAGUGGUCAGCUCUGGUGUUUGUGUUGCUGAACUCAGAAGAAGAGCCAGAUGAGUUUGAUUUGGGUAAAUUUGAACGAUCAGAAGAAUGCCUUAUUAGACUGCUUCCAGUGUUGAAAGUCUCCACAAAGGCUGUGCUGUGGGGUUGUAAUCUCACUAAUAAAAGAUGUGAGGUUCUGUCAUCAGUUCUGAGCUCAAACUACUCCAGUCUGAAAGAGCUGAACCUUGGUAACAAUAAAUUAAUGGAUUCCGGAGUUAAACUUCUGUCAGAUCUAUUAGAAAACCCCUACAGUAAACUGGAGAUACUGAGGUUGUGUGUGUGUAAUCUGACAGAGGAAAGCUGUAGAUCUCUGUCCUCAGUUCUCAGUUCAAACUCCUCCAGUCUGAGAGAACUGAACCUGAGUGACAAUAACCUGCAGGAUUCAGGAGUGAAGCUGCUCUCUGCUGGACUGGAGACUCCACAGUGUAGACUGGAGAUACUGAGACUGGUAAACUGCAGUAUUAAAGGUGAUGGCUGUGCUCAACUGGCUUCAAUUCUGAAAUCCAGCCUGUCCUCUUGCCUGAGAGAUCUGAACCUGAACUGGAAUAAAAUAGAAAAAUCAGGAGUAAGGAUGCUGUCUGAUCUUCUGCAGGAGCCACACUGUAAACUCCAGACACUGCAGUUAUCUAACUGUGGUAUUACAGCUAGUGGUUGUGCUGCUUUAGCUUCAGCUCUGAAACUGAAUCCUUCAUCCCACCUGAAACUUCUGAAUCUGACCUCGAAUAAUCCAGGAGAGUCGGGGGUGAAGCUGCUGUCUGAUCUACUGAAGGAUCCACACUGUACACUGGAGAUAGACUUUCGGCCAUACCCCUUCUGAUCCGAUCUGAUCCGAUCUGAGUCUCACACAAGGUCUGAUGAAUGUUUGUGAGAUAAAAACUGCUGUUUAUGAAGCUACAGGAUGUGUUGGAUUAUAUAAAUGAUAUGAUAUAAUGAUAUAAUGAUAUAAAUGCUGUGUGCUUUUUGUAGAACUGAUAGAAAUGGAAGUUCUUGUUGGUGACUGCUUGUUGCUCUGCUCGAGUGACAGAUGAUUGUGUAGCAGCAACAUCAGAGAAAACUGUGGGAAAUCAAAUGAAUAUUCAGUGUGAAUAUCUGGAUUUGAUGGGGAGGUUUUGUGUUAGUGAGUCAAGAGUUUGAUUAAUCCAGACUGUGUUGAGAGCUCUGAGAGUCUCAGGACAAAAGCUGGUGGUACACAUGCUCCAGAAUCUUCUAGCAGAUAGCAGGAGGAGUGGGCGGGGCCUCACAGCACAUAAAGGAGAUGUUUAUGGUGGGUAGAGAGACAAUAACAUAAUAAUCUUUUAAGCUGUACUCACAGUCUUCUGGGCUUGUGCUGUGUGUGUGUGCAGUUUCACUCUGAGACAUCAGGUCAGGAUGCUCACUAUCAUCUCUCUGGAGAAGGUGGUGAGGAUAGGAUAUGGGAGAUUAGAUCUUAUGGAGAUCUUUGGUGAUCCUGGUCUUUCCUCACUGUAUAAAUGCAUGUCUUUGGAACAAUGUUUUCUUUGAGUCUUUGUUUUCUUUAUUAAUGGUUUUGUAUAUAAUAGGAUUGCUUUAAUGAUUUCUUCUUAUUAUUUUAUCAUUUAUUUGUGUUUUAUGUAAUUGUUGUUUGUUUAUGUGAAGGUGUGUUUUAAAUGUUCAGUAUAAUUGAAGGUGAUAUGAGUAGACUUUGCUCAGAGAAGUGCAUUUCUAUAAACAUGCAGUAACUGAAUGUUCUGAUCAACCCUUUAAAAUGAUGUGUUUAUACUGUAAUGGUGUUUUAUUAGUAAUUAUCAGCAGUGGCAGACACCAAUUUAACAACUGCUUUUAUUUUCUAAAAGGCAAAUAAAAAAAAAACGCAAUAAAUUAAA